This is a messenger RNA of Xiphophorus couchianus (Monterrey platyfish), 2809 nucleotides long. It is a transcript of the gene smcr8b, whose product is annotated as Smith-Magenis syndrome chromosome region, candidate 8b. The record is from RefSeq and is a predicted model, not a curated record. Gene Ontology annotation, cellular component: guanyl-nucleotide exchange factor complex. Gene Ontology annotation, molecular function: GTPase activator activity. The transcript has 6 exons. NCBI's taxonomy places the organism in Eukaryota, Metazoa, Chordata, Actinopteri, Cyprinodontiformes, Poeciliidae. Bases 1 to 2643 code for a protein of 880 amino acids.
AUGAUUGGCUCACCGGACCUGCUGCCCUUCACCGGCAGCGGGGGGUUUGAGGAGGAAGGAGAAGAACCGGAGGUCCACACUCUGCCUGAGGAGUUCUCUGUCCGCCUUUUGCCGCCUCACAGCCCCUGGAGAACAGCAGCCCAGUUUCACCGGGACUUUAUCCUGGUGGCUGAAUUCUCGGAGCAGGUUGGUCCAAAGCCUGUCUUAACAAUACCAAAUGAUCCGAAGGUCAUCGGCUCGUUUGACCUUAACCACUUCUCCGUCCGCAUUAUGUCUGUGGACUACCAGGCGUCCGGCCCGGGUCACACAGCCCCUGCUCCGCCUGGACCCCGCCUCAGUUUCAGCGAGGACUCCAAGGUAAUCCUGGGAGACUCAGCAGACGACUCGUUUGCGUACGUUCAUCACCUGACCCUAUACGACCUGGAGGCUCGGGGGAUGGUGCGACCUUUCUGCAUGGCCUACGUCUGUUCGGACCGGACCAAACUGAUGGAGAACUUCUCUGAGCUGUCCGAGUGUUUUUCUCAGGCCUCUGACAGUUUGAAGACGGGAAACAGGCAAGCGUUCUCCUCUGAACUGCAGAGAAAGUUGCAGGAGCUCGAGUACAGACGGAGGGCCCUGCUGCAGGACACACACGUCUCCACAGGAGCAGGAGGCAGAGCUGAUGAGCUGGAAGCUUUAGAGCAUCUGAUCCUGAACCACAGAGAGCUCCUUCGCCAGGUCACAUCCUACCCAAACAGGAAACUCCAGCAGCCUGACUUCCUGCCCUACGACACGGCCGACCUGCCGCUUGAGCCGUCCUCUCCCUGCCUUCCCUCCUCUGCCUCCUGCAGGUCUGAGUCGCUUCUGAAGCCACUGGAGGAGCUCUGCAACUUCUACUUCCUGUCCCUGGUGAAAAACCAGCUAUCAGACACAGAGCGGCGUCUGCGUGGCGACAGGUGCGUCCUGCGAACUGCUCGCGUCUCACAGCUACUGUCCAGGAAGGUGAAACUUACAAACUUCCUGUUUGAGCUGUGCUGCCCUGUGGAUGCUGAGGAGGAAGAGGAGGAGGAUGAAGCAGAGCGGGUCUUGGGGAGCACCGUGGGAGCUGUGGGAGGUCAAUCAGAAAAGCAUGGUGGGGAGUUGUUCUCCUGUGUGGAAGAAAUACAGAUAAAGAUGGAAGGAGGGGGAGGCGGGAGAGCGACCCCUGACCCCAGCGCGUUCACAGACAUGAUGGGCAGCAUGAGCAGCAGCGACAGCAUCGAGGUUCUCGGGACGGAGAAGUCGUACCGGAGUCAACGCGUGGCCGUUGUGUCCGACAGCAGAGAAACCCGUGUUGGGACGACAGACGUGAUUCUCCAGCAUGCAGCAGGAGACGCAGGCCUUCAGCGCCUGCGAGCCCCUGCCAGGCGUGCCAACAGCGAGGACAGCAUCGAGGUUCUCAGCACGACUGAGUCCAUCGUCCCUGACGACCUGUCCGCCAUCACAGAGGAAGAGGCGGAGCAUCACACUCUGACCAAUGGAUUUGAGGAAGAGGAAGAGUCACAGGCUGACUGUAAGCCUGAAAAAGUCCUCAAGGAGGAGAGGAUGAAGAACACUGCUACUGCAGGGGACGAAAGUGGAGAAUCUGCUGGAAGAAAAGAACUUUUGGAGGAAAUAAUGUUCAAUGUACCAGACAAAGACAAUUUACUCACAGAGAAGAGUAACGAAGUCCAUAAAGACAAAAUGAAUAAACUGGUCCAAGCUGGAAAUGCAGUGGAGUCGAGGCAGAAGAAGACGAGGCCGGUGUUUGACCUCCAUGUAAAAAUGGCUCCGAAAAGCGUCGGGGCGGAGGGAGCUCUGCGCAUGCCGCCCUGCGCUCUUCUGAGGCUGCUCAGCGUGGACGAAUUCUCCGACUGCACCAGCUUCACCAGCAGCUCAGAGCCACCAUCUCCCACCACAGUCAACCUCACCAGCACAUGUGUGGACAAGAAAAGGAGGAGGAGGAGGGCUGGCCUGCGAGCCCUCCGGUUCAUCAAGCAGCUCUCCUUCUCCCAGCAUGCCAUCUUCUGUCUGCUGAUUGGCCGGCCGCUGGUCGUCAUCGGUGGAGACGAGCAGCUGGUGAGGAAGCUGGUGGACGGCUUGAGGCUCUUCCUGCCAGCUCCUGGUGCUGACGGGAGCGCCGUGAUGUCAUGUUUGGCCACGCCCCUCCAGCUGACUGACCUGCUCACCUGGAGGCUCAUAGGAAUACACAGAUCAUCUUCCAGAGCAUCAUCUUCCAUCCUUCAGUCUCUGACUCAGUUGAGUCGUUACAUCGCUGUGCUGGACCUGGAUCAGAAGACGCUACGCUGUCCUUCAUAUGCCGGAUCCCUGGUCAGCUUCCUAGCCAACCCUCACACCGGCAUCGGCCGCGGCCUCACCUACCUGCUGCACCUGGAGAGCUGCCUGACUGCGCUGGCCAACCGGGUGCUGCUGCAGACCUUCACCGCUGCUUCCCAGCUUCACAGAGCCAUCGCCGAGGAAAAGGACUCGCAGCAAGCACCACAACUCUGCAGCAGUGAAAAUGAUUUUCGAGUGAUGCACUUUCUGACUGACCUGAUCACGCAGCGCCACACCGGACAUGGACCGCCGCCUUUCAGGUUUUCCUACAGCUCUGUGCAGCUUCACAGGAACACAUAUCCAACAUAAACAGACUGAGGAGCAGAGCAAGAUGCUUUUAUUUUGCUACAUGCCCUCCAUACAAUGCCUUAGGUGUAAUUAGCAGCUGCUGUAUGUGCACAAAGGAUUGUUCAAAUGAAUAUAAAUAUGUGCACAUUUAAGACUCAAACGAAUAUGAAUGUUAACUCUCUACAGC